Messenger RNA from Trematosphaeria pertusa, 5935 nucleotides. Its product is annotated as carbohydrate-binding module family 18 protein. The transcript is spliced from 2 exons. The record is from RefSeq and is a predicted model, not a curated record. The annotation marks the transcript as partial. Gene Ontology annotation, molecular function: chitin binding. NCBI's taxonomy places the organism in Eukaryota, Fungi, Ascomycota, Dothideomycetes, Pleosporales, Trematosphaeriaceae.
CCUAUGUCUAGACAUACUGGGCGGCGAAUGUGUGCCAUUACCUCCCGCAGCUUCCGCUACUACAGCAUCGAGCACCUUCUUGAGUCCUUUCACAACGAUGAGCCAGGCAAGCGGACAGGCCAAUAUAGAUCUUGGGGCGCUGCUAUCGGCUUUAGGGGUAGUGCAAGCAUCGCCGUCUACAUCCAGUGGAUUCGUAGUUUCUUCGUCUACGAGGAUUCCCUCUAGCGAAGCAUCGGAGCCUUCAAUCACCAGUACAGCAACACACAGCCAAGUGUCCAGUAUUCCCAUCGUAGUACCUGUCCAGCCGAGCGAACGCCCCAUCAUAGACCUCGCCCAGUUAUUAUCUGUUCUUGGUGUAUCAAGCGGGCUCGUACUAUCCUCUUCGGCAACGGGCAUAUCUACCGGUACGGCACCCCUCUCGCCAGGGUCCUCAGCUUCAAUCCCUAUUCCAGAGCCCACAAACUUGGAUUUCACUACUCCCAGCUCGCUUCAGCCAUCGUCGACACUAAGGGCGGAUUCUCCGCUGAUAGAUAUCGGCUUGAGCUUAGAUUUACUCGAGGGCUUAUGUCCAGGACCCUCAUGCAGAACUUCUUUUGCUCUUCCUUCCAUAUCGGAUCUGCCGCUAUCCAGCGCCGGAACCACCAGUUCUGGUUCCCAGAAUUCCAUUCAACCAGCGUCCACAUCGAAUGGAAACCCGCCUCUCGUAGAUAUAAACCUAAGCCUCGGAUUACUUGAGUUUCCGUGUCCAGGACCAUCUUGCAGUUCUUCGACUGUUUCUCCUUCGUUAACGAUACCGCCAACGACGACCCCAGGAAGCAGUACUCUCCGCUCCGUCAGCGGCCCCAGCCCUGCUCCAAGCAUACAAGAGACCCGGCCUCUCGUAGACCUCAACCUUAGCUUGGGUUUGCUUGAGGGCUUGUGCCCAGGGCCCUCUUGCCGGUUGACUGCGAUUGGAACAAGUACAUCGGUCGUCUCGUCCAGCUUUCAAACUUCGACGCUCUCGUCACCGACUCGCCCUCUAAGCUCCAGCGGCCCUACCCCAUCGACCACCUCCACCCGGAAUCCGCCACUCCUCGAUGUGAACUUGAGCUCAGGAUUGCUGGAAGGCUUAUGUCCAGGGCCAUCCUGCCGUUCUAGCACAAUUGGCGCGACCGAGCCCAUUCAUUCGUCGAGCUCCUAUAUUCCUAGCCAAUCAGUGUCCGUUAGUAAUCCGGCCCUCACCACAUUGUUCUCUUCCGGCAACCCAAACCCUUCGUCGACGCCGAGCGUGAACCCGCCACUUAUAGAUAUCAGCCUGAGCUUGGGAUUGCUUGAAGGGUUGUGUCCGGGACCGUUUUGUCGCUCUUCGAAUACAGAUAAGGGGAGCACUUUCGUUUCCCGUCCAAUCGUGUCCCUGCCGGUAUCUUCAACGUCGAUCAUUAGCCUGAAUCCAGGUAUUGUUACCUCUGCAAGCCCGCCAACGACGCGCACCCAACCACUCAUAGACCUUAGCUUGUCACUCGGGCUCCUUGAAGGCUUGUGCCCAGGCCCGUCAUGCUACUCAUCAACCCCAAUUGGAGCGAGCACACCAACUUCGCUUUCGGGUUCCUACGCCUCUAUUACCAGUCUAACCACGACAGCCAUCGCCCCUUCUAUUGCAGUUAGCUCAUCAACGACUGCGAGGACGGAUCCCCCGCUAAUAGACGUUAACCUAUCGUUUGGAUUACUCGAAGGCUUGUGUCCAGGUCCGUCUUGUCGCAGUACAUCUCCAUCGGCUUCAUUGAGCGGGGGAACUACCGCAAUGCUCUCCCCGUCAGUGUCGUUAACAGCCACGACAAGCCAAGAAAUAUCUCCAGCAACAUCGCGCCAAGUUUCUACCCCACCACCACCCUUCAUCGACAUUAACUUGUCUCUGGGCCUCCUGGGGCAGCGGACCUCUUCUCCUAGCACCCUUGUCAGCCAAGUGUCUUCUCCGUCAGGCGGUAGCGUCUCGGGAGUAUCGACUUCUAGCACACUAGCAACGACUUCGUUUUCGCCCUCCGGAAUAUCCUCUUCCGAUAGCACGCCCGUUUCAACCCCGCCAGAGUCUUCGCAUACAGUAAUCACUCAGACUAGGACAACGAGCACAAAUCCGCCUCUCAUUGAUAUCAAUCUGUCUCUUGGCUUGCUCGAUGGUCUCUGCCCUGGGCCAUCUUGUGCAUCUUCGAGCACACUUAGAUCGAGUGGGCCACUUGCUUCGAGCGUAAUCUCAGCGAGCAGCGGAUGGGUGCCCAUCUCAGGAACUUCCUCUCUUCUAUCUCCGACCCCACCUAGUACGCAGCCUAGGCCUCUGAUCGACGUGAGCUUAUCGCUCGGGCUGCUAGAGGGCUUAUGCCCGGGGCCAUUCUGCCGUUCCUCAAGCCCAGGUAGCGUAAAUGGCUUGCCAGUUGCCACUUCCUCAGCCAUCCCGCAGCCCCCCUCGACGACAACCGUACCUCAAGCAACAGCAAUCGUCUCAACUAUCACAAGUACGAACCCGCCUCUUGUCGAUAUUAACCUUUCUCUUGGAUUGCUUGAGGGUCUUUGCCCGGGCCCUUCUUGUCGUUCUUCAAGUUCGAUCGGGACUACAAUAUUACCGGGCUCUCCUUCGUCGUUUACAUCAAGCACUUCGACGGCACGGGCUAAUCCGUCAAUCAGCUCUUUCCCCGUAAUAUCGUCACCUUCGGCUACCACCCUGCCUUUGAUCGACAUCAAUUUAUCGCUUGGAAUAUUGGAGAAUUUAUGUCCAGGAACCUCUUGUCGCUCUUCGAGCACUACAAGCCGAGCGAGUGGGUCACUAGCUUGGACCUCAUCUGAAUUACAGCUUUCGGCUACACGAUCGAGUGCCACAUUUGCCUCUUUCUCUUCCAUUUCUUCAUCUUCGACUAGGGGCCCGCUUAUCGACAUCAAUUUGUCGCUUGGAGUACUGGAAACCCUAUGUUCAGGACCGUUUUGUCGUUCUUCGAGCACAACGAAUGCACCAGCUUCUACGGCACCUACGACAUUGAGCCCAUCGAUAAUUAGCUCUUCUGGUCUCGGUUCCUCAUUAGCCCCCACGACUACGUCCGGGGGCAGCAUGCUCUCGAGCUUGAGCAUCACGACACGGCCUUCAGCCUCUGCUUCUCGAGCUGCUGUGCCUCCUCUCAUUGAUAUCAGCCUUUCUCUGGGGAUUUUGGAUGGUUUAUGUCCAGGGCCAUCUUGUCUCCCUUCAAGCACAUCCGCAGGUCCAAGUAGUUCCGACAGGAUUACGUCGACCUUGCUCGGUACCGCAUCUCAGACAUCCCAGUGGCCGCAGAGCUCUUCGACCACUCUAUCCCAGGAAACGUCAUCCUCCGCGAGGGCCACGUCGAGCCUGUUGACAAUCUUAUCUACCCGUCCAGUGACAUCUUCGCAACGGCUGCCUCCCUUCAUAGACGUCAAUCUUUCGCUUGGGAUACUUGACGGUUUAUGCCCAGGCCCAUCCUGUCAUUCCAGCACAUCAAGCCCUUGGACGACCUCUGUCAUCUCCGCAGCAACUUCACCGCCAGCACUGCCUCCACUUUUAGAUCUCAGCCUAUCGUUAGGGCUACUCGAGGGCUUAUGCCCAGGACCUUCUUGUCGCUCUUCGAGCACGGGAAGCCCAGUUGUAAUGCCUGGCGGUCCAUCGUCGAGCAAUAGUAUGGGCAUAUCUCUCUCUCCGAUGCCUGGAUCAACUCCCGCGCAAACGACUUCGGCUCGUGCUCCCAACAUCUUAGAUCUACUGGACUUCCUCAUACCUUCGACUUCAAGCACAUCGUCAAGUAUUGGCUCGUCUUCUGCGGCAGCACUAUCGCCAAAUUCUGCCUCUAUCGGUGCAAGUUCUACUAUCUUGACGAGCGAUGAUAGCGGCGCUGCUUCUCCGUUAACAACAGCUCGUUCAACCACGUCCCCGCUUCCCACUGCUCAAACCAGUACUCAAUCCUCGCUGCGCACAAACCCGUCCUCCAGUCAGAUCGCCUCUCCCGCAAACACUGCACUCGCAACCUCUAGCAGCGCGUCUUCGAGCACCAGUCCUGCAAUUAGCGGACUCUCGAUCUCGCGAACGUCAAGUCCCGUUGUUCAACCUUCCACGACCAACUCUCCAGCAAGGACUACGCAACCAGUAAGCAGUACGCCUACUCCAUCGCAGGCCCCGAGAACAUGCUGCGGUGUGACAGCAGGGCAAGAAUACACCUCCUCGUCUUCAACCUAUGAAGCACAAUGCGGCACGAACCAUCCACUCGGCGACAUGCAGCAACUUCUCCUCAUGAAUUUUGGGCAAUGCGUUCAGCGUUGUAUCGCCAACCCGCUUUGUGUCGCCAUCGUGUAUAAUCCGCUAUUGGGCAUGUGUUCGCUCAAGAGCACCAUUGGAGCCUCGCAAGUAGCGAGUGGUUACUGUGCGAUGUUGAAACGAAGCGUAGCGCCCUCCGGUCAGUCCACUACCGCAUUGUCUUCACAGCCAGGCACAGAGGGCAUGCCAUCUCCUCUAAGCACGCAAAGACAGUCAAUUAUUCCACAAACUUCGCAAUCCGCCGUUGUUGGAGGCGUGCCUUACUCCACCACAGGCUCAGCCUAUACGAGCGGUUCUACUUCAACGAACUUGAACGCACCCGUCCUUCCCUUGGCUUCGUCUCCGGCCUCGGAAUCCUCUAAUGGCCCCGCGCAAAAUUCUCCGACCACUGUGGGACCUUCAAGUGCCAGUACCGCGGAUACGAGAAGACCUGGAGCCAGCUCACCUUCAGCGACAUCAUCACUCUCAUUCCCGAGGCCAGUCCUUCGCGUCUCACCCAAUGGACUCUGUGGCAGCUUCUUUGGCUACACAUGUCUGAGUAGUAACUUUGGGCAGUGUUGCGGCAGGAGCGGUAUCUGUGGCGACGGUUCUGAAUCUUGCGGUGCCGGAUGCAUGUCCGAAUAUGGGCUCUGCGAAUCUGAAAGCUCAUCGCCUAUCCUAUCUACACCGCCACAGGCUUCCAUCUCAGAGCCGAAUCCGCCAGUCCAGUCCAGCGCGUCGUCACUGCCUUCAAGAACGCCAGUUUUCCCUAAUCCUCCCACUAAUCCCAUCCCGGAAACGUCACCGCACAAUCCAAACGCGCCAAGCGCAGCUCCAAGCAGCGAAAUCCCCGGAAUCCCUAUACCAAGACCUCCCUCUUCAGUCGAGAGCUCCUCAGCCACGUUGAUCGAGGUAUUAGAGACCCCGUCGAGACCAAACGUGCCUGGGACUCCGAACCCUCCCAAUCAGCCCGAGCAUACCUCACCCGUAAGCCAGCCCACCCCGCCGCCUCGCACGAACUCUGCUGCGCCGACGGAGGUAGCGCCACCGCUUAACGGACCUACUACUUCCGCACCGAGAGCGCCUGACAUUCCAACGCGUCCUGCUCCGCCCCCAGGCGAAAAUAACGGAAACCCAGAAACUCUCAGCAGCCAAAGCAGCACAUCCCAGCCUCCGAUCUCCACUCCCCCCACUCCCGCUGACGAGGGUAUUGCCCCUUCCAUUCCAUCGCCAGCUCCAAAGCCCGACCGACCAAGACCGAGACCGUAUUUGCCGUAUCCGUGGCCGGAUCCGAGCGAGGGCGGUGAUGGCGUCGAUAGCGAUGGUAGCGAUUACUGGGAUGGCAGCGGCGACGAAGACGGGAGUAAUGACGACGGAGAAGACUGCAGCUGCGCGUGGACCUCCUCGUCGGAGAAAGACGCCACCGACGAUGACGAGCCUGCACCGCCGACGCCCACGGUUCCUGAAUGCGACGUACGGGCCACUGUCACGUCGACUGUGUAUCCGCCUUGGUUCACAAGCGAUGGUUACUACUCUGCGAGCGACGACGACACAGCGGAGGAAAGUAUGUUGGAGUCUGAGCUCGGCGGGCCUCGUCGUAGACCACGGCACGGCUGGAUGCACGACUGGUGGCGCGGACUGAGCCACCUCUUCUGGGGGGAUGGCGGAGAG